UCGCUAGGUCUGAGCCGCGUGCUGCGCGCUGGUCGGGGGAAAUCCCAGUUGUGCAUUGAUCGGCCAGUGCUGGAGGUGUACAAAUUGUGCAGAUGGAUAGGAAUACGUGGCCUAAUUCUAUGUGUCCCACUGAAUGCGGCAACAGUAAGGCUAACAGCAAAUGUGCCAAUGAAAUGUUGACUGGAGAGACCACCAAUAGCAUUGCAGAACAAAACAAGUCACAUGAGAUGUAUAUUGGCUUUGCUGAGGAAAUUUUCCUGCAGUUGGGAAUGAGUGAUGAAAAAAUUCAAAACUGGAGUCAUAUGGAUAACUUAGAAACAAAAGAAGCUGGUCACAGUCAGUAUCAGUUUGACAGCAUUUCACCAUUGGAUACUAGUUCAAUAAGCAAUACAAAAGAUGAGCUUUCGUUUGUCAGCGCAUCAUCAGAUCUAUCACAGGAUGAAAUGAACAGUAAUGGCUACCCAGAGGAAAAAAGGAAAGCAGAAUGUGAUAACAGUCUUCUUUGUUUGGAUGCUUUGGAAGAAUUUUCUCAAAAUCUGGAUUUAUCAUCUUUUUCUGAGACAUUUUCCUGUGAAAGCGAUACUGAAGAAUCCAUAAUAAAGGAUGAAGACUUUACCUCAGAAAAGAAGACUGAUAAUGCUGCUGGAGAGGAGAAGACAAGUACUGUCAGAGAAGAUGAGUCAAAUAAAGGAUCGCAGGAGCUUAUUCCAGCAGACUUUGUAAAUUCACAGAUGCAGCAGCAACAUGAUAAUGUGACAAAACAGCUCAAUCAUGUCAAAGCUUUAAUGCAAGCAAAUCAAUUAUUGACAGAAGGACUUCGAAAUAAGUUGCUUCAGAUCUGGUGCCAUAUGCCUAAAAAUGAAGUGGGAAGAUUCCAGGAUGAUGAAAUUAGUGAAGUUGACACUGAGAGCAUCCUUGCUGUACCUGGGGAGGAAUCAUCUGUGGCCAGUGUUUAUGAAGAUGAUCACAUUGUAGUGACAGAGCAGCGAAGUAAUCUGUUAAAAGUAGCUGUAAAGAAUGCACAGCGUGAAGGAACCAGUGGAUGUGCUGAAAUACACCACUUAAUGAGUGAUAUAAGUUACCUUCAUGACUAUGAUGAGAAUGUAAAACCACAAAAGAACACGUGCCUGGGUGAGAGAGUGCCAGAUCUAGUAGAAAACUCAGAGAAACAAAAUGAGAGUCUUCGGGACCAGGCCACAAGUCCCACGUGUGACUCUUCUGGACUAGAACUGGUGGGCACAAGUGCAUUGCAAAAAGAACAGUUGGCGAUUAGCUUGAAGAACUUGGAAAAUGCCACAAUAGAAAUGCAAGAGUAUAAUCAGAAGAUCAUGCUGGCGAAAAAUGCAAUUGAAGAUACUGCAGAGACAGUUAAGACUCGAUUGCAAAAAAUUCAGUGUCAGCUUAUGGAAUUAGAGGUUGCCAACAGGAAUCUUCACGUUCAGAUUGGAAAGCUGAAUGCUGAUUACAGUCAAAUGCAGGAACAUCAUCGAUGUGUGGUUUGUGAGAACAAAAACUUAGAAAAACAGUGCGUUGAUCUUCAGACAAAUCUAAAUAGUACAGCAGAAGAAAAUGAGCAUAUGCUGACUGUAAUAGACAAACUGGAGAAAAAAAUAGAGGCUGCGCUUAUGAAUUUAGCUGAGAUCAAAACAGAAAAAAAUAAAUUGGAACAACAAGUCCAGUCCUUAAAAGAUGAAUAUAACAGUCAGGAGGAAGCAAGGAUUGUGGAAAGGGAACAGAUGAACAGAAAUUAUAGCCAACUGGUUGAUGAGAUUGAACUCCUUCGUGUACAGUCUGAAAGGGAGCAUCUAGACACACAAAACCUUAAGCGAGAAAUUUCUGCGGUCAGAAAUGAGAACCACCGACUUCAGCAGGUGGCAGAGGAGGAGAUCAAAAAAAAGAAAUCAGCAGAGCUGGAUGCUAGGAGGUGGAAGAAAGAAUUUCGCAAACUCACUAUGGACCAGCAGGACAAAGAUAUGAAGUUGGUGCACUCUGAUUUAUCUACCAAAGGACCGUCUGACAAAGGAGAUUGUGCCAAUUCUGUCUGCGUGAGGCGAACUAGUCAAAUACUCUCCAAAAUAGAUGUUAUUCUCUCAUCCAUGGAAGGAAUCAUUAUUUGCCGGGAAUCCAACAGCUGUUCUAAUGAUAUGCCGCCAGAUGAGGACAUUGAUGAUAAAAGAAUCACGGAUUUGAAAGAAAAAAUGCCUGCAGCGAGCAAUAAAAGGAAACAUUCAAAACAAGAGGAAUGUGCAGCAAUUGACCCAAAAGUGAGAGAAUCUUUAGGCAAUUCUACAUCUUCUCACAAAAAUAGCAAGAAUGAAACAGUGCAGAAACGUAUUGUGAAGAAGAACGAAGAAUGUAAGAUGCUUGCAGCAGAAAAUGUAAAACUUCACAAAUGUGUUAAAGAACUCACAUGCAAGGUUAAUGGCUUCAACAAAAUAAUCCAAUUUGCUGACCAAAGACUUCAGAUGAAUAAUUUGCAUAUUUUGAGGUUAGAAAAGAAGAACUCCAUAUUGUUAGCUGCUUUAAACAAAAGACCCAGAAAAAACGAGUCGAGAGGAAGUUCUCCGGAUUCCACAAGUGGCAGCAGUAAUGCAAGUGGAAGGGCUUGUCAUUCUAAGACAGAACAGAACCACCAUGAUGACCCUGAGCCUUGCUAUGCAAAAGGAUGAUGUGGAAGUGAACUACAAUGGCAAAAAGGAUGAAACAGAUUGCAAUGCCGGCUAUUGUGGAUGUGAAUGCACACAAACCUAACUCAGGACAGAGCAAUAAAUGUACUGAAGAUUACCACCAGACAAAAGCUGCUACAUCAUGUAAACAAAAGCAGGACAAGGUUGAUGGAUUGAACAAAAUUGUCCAGUUUGCCGACCAGAGACUCCGAAUGUUUAAUUUGCAGAUUCUGAGGCAAGAUAAAUACUACAAGACUACAGACACACUUUCUGCAAGAGUGAAAUUGAAAAGCUGUUGAUUAUCAUAGCGAUUCAGGAUACAAUUAUUUAUACAAACUGUUAAGAUAAAUACGUUUACAAGAAUGGAAUGUAUCAGUGUAUACUUUAAAAGAUAUAUUAAUUUAGUGAAAUAGUCUAGAAAUAAAAUUGUAUACAGAAUUUAAAAUGUACUUCUUGGUGCUUUAAUAACAAUUUUGAGAAAAUCUGCUGCAUCAAUUUACUUAAUUUCCCUUAAAAAUAUUCUCUGUGAUGAAGGACUCCAUGAAUUUCCAAAUUUACCUUUAUUUUGCAACAUGAACAUUGGUUCAAGGAGAAGUUACAGAGGAGCUAGAAUUUAAAGUUUUUUUAUUGUUUUGAAAUCUUAAUUGUAAGAAUGCUUUUGUAACCUUACAAAAUAUUUUGAAUAUGUUCUAAUUUUAUCUUUUAAUAAACCUGAUUCAUAAUUCACAGCAUAGGAUA
Molecule: messenger RNA, 3404 nt
Organism: Rhincodon typus (whale shark)
Lineage: Eukaryota; Metazoa; Chordata; Chondrichthyes; Orectolobiformes; Rhincodontidae
Product: cancer-associated gene 1 protein homolog
Exons: 19
Coding region: 93-2669 (858 amino acids)
Source: RefSeq, a predicted model, not a curated record